Messenger RNA from Hyla sarda, 2255 nucleotides. It is a transcript of the gene GPR146, whose product is annotated as G protein-coupled receptor 146. Gene Ontology annotation, biological process: G protein-coupled receptor signaling pathway. Lineage: Eukaryota; Metazoa; Chordata; Amphibia; Anura; Hylidae. Gene Ontology annotation, cellular component: membrane. Bases 608 to 1609 code for a protein of 333 amino acids. The transcript has 2 exons. Gene Ontology annotation, molecular function: G protein-coupled receptor activity. The record is from RefSeq and is a predicted model, not a curated record.
CCACAGUGUGCAUUGACUCUGUUUAAUGAAAGCCAGGAAAGAACACAUUACACAGUGUUUCUUUAGAGAGCCAGCUAGCCUUCAGUGAUUGCAAUCAAUAAAAACACUCCGCAAGGGGCCCACAGGGGGAGAGAACGAGAGACACAGAUUGAGAGAGAGAGAGAGAGAGAGCACGAGAGAGAUCUCUGCUGAGUUUGCCUGACACUCUCUCCCUUCCCCCUACAACAAAAACAAGUGGAACUUUAGAAGUCAGAAGACAAGCUGGUCUCCUUUCAAAAGACAGAACAGCUCUGCUUUCCCCCUCACAUAGGUCCACACGAGCUGCGGGGCUGAGCUCAGGAUUUGAAACUUCCAACAAGUGCAGCAUCCACCACACGUCCUCUUCCCAGAAACGGAGGCGACGAGAGGAAGAAGCCAUGGGAUGGGAUCCAGAGAAACAAUUACAGGAUGGGUAAUACUGGAACUCCCGGCUGUCCAAGAAACAAGGUGAUCUAUCGGUGUUUACCAGAAGCGGUGCCCAUUCACUGUCAAGAGGCUGCAUGUGCCAGGAGGCUGCUGUGUAAAGCUCAGCUGGUGACCAGCUAAGAAGCCAUUGACUUGUAUCACUAUGUGGAGUUGUGAAGAUUCUAACUAUACCGACAACAACCAAGAGCAGCGUUUGUGCCAUGAUUUCCAUCUCAUUCUCUUCAUCUUCUCCAUCCUCUACCUCAUCAUUUGUUUCCCCACCAGCCUCUGCUACAAUGUGCAGCUCGUGCUUGUUAAUUUAUACAACAAGGCAACUAUGACCAUGCCCGAUGUCUAUUUUGUGAACAUGGCCAUCGCAGGACUGAUCAUCAAUGCCGUGGCUCCGGUCUAUCUUCUAGGGCCGGAGUACACCAAGUGGUCACUGUGGAGCUUUGGGAAUGAGGUUUACAUCACUUUACUGAUUCUGUUUAAUGUGUCGUCUUUGGUGAUCAUGUACUCUACAACUCUGCUUAGUCUGGACUACUACAUAGAAUGUGCCCUGCCAAGAACAUAUAUGUCAAGUGUCUACAACACAAAGCAUGUGUGUGGGUUCAUCUGGGGUGGGGCGGUGCUGACUAGCUUCUCCUCCCUCCUCUUCUACAUCUGCAAUCAUGUCUCUACCAAAAUCAUUGAGUGUUCCAAGAUGCAGAAUCGGGAGGCAGCUGAUGCCAUCAUGGUGCUCAUUGGAUAUGUAGUACCAGUUUUUGCAGUACUUUAUGCUUUGGUGCUCAUCUUGCAGAUACGUAAAGAAGCAACUCCCCUGGACCAGGACUCUGGUAGACUGGACCCCUCAGUGCACCGAUUGCUGAUUGCCACAGUGUGUACACAGUUCAUUUUAUGGACGCCAUACUAUACCACCCUGAUGGUAAACACUUUUACAGACAUUCAUGUGAAAUCCACUGACCACCGGUUUAUGAGGAUAUUUCAUUUCAUCGAAGGACUCUCUAGCUUCUUGGCCUUUUCAAGCAGCUUCGUCAUACCUCUACUACACAGACAUAUUAACAAAAACUUUCACAAUAAAUUACAGAGAUUGCUUAAAAAACUGCACUGUGGGAAUCAGGGAUGCCCGCAUGAGCGCACGGUAGUUCAGCAGGUGAUGACAUAAGCUCAGGAUGGUAUUACAGUAAUCUGGUUCUCCACCAAUGUGCCCUUGUUGUGAGUGGACCAAGAAAGGUUUUGUUUUAGCUUUGAGCAUGACCCCACGGCAGAUAUCCUAAGUAAUGUCGCCGGAUCAUUUAUACUUGUUUAAUCCUAAACUGGUAUAUAGUGACAUGCCUGAAACUUACUCCAAGCCAAUAUUAUAAAUGGCGGAAAGGGGACCGGAACUAAUAGCAAGGACUGUAGAGUAAGAGUGCCAACCAGUUGUGCUCAGCACAGUCAGGGGGGGUGCAGAGCCAUCCACAUCAAGGACUGACUUGCCAUUUGGUAAAUCCAAUAUUUCCACAUUGGCAAAGAUAAAAGGAAGGAAGGACGGACAUGUGUGGCUGAACGUUCUCCAUGAUUUACUGCAAAGCACUUUGAUACUGUAGAAAAGUAUUAUAUUCUCAAUAACUCAGUGUGAAGUUGUCUCAUUCUAAUGUAUGCAACAAGCUUUCUAUAGUUUGACUACUAAGUGAAGAAAAUGACCAGAUACCAGGUAGUUGUUUAUCAUUAACCAGAUGAGAGUUGUCUUUUUCAUUAUUUUUAAUGAAACCAGGAUCUAUAAUAAAUCAUGUUGAUGAAGGACAAGUAAAUGGCUGAGAAUCCAAAUG